UUGUUUUCAUUCGACAUCUGUCAGAAUCGAAAGCCUCGGGAUUAGCUCCGCUAGAUUCAUAAAAGAAAAUUGUGUAGCAUUUUGUUAGUGGAAAAUAAUUGCACAAUUUAGUAAAAAUCUGUUUGAUUCACUGCUGAAUCCAUCACGACUAGAUUGAGGUACAUCUGCUGCGUUGAUCACCGCUCAAAAUUAGCUGAAAACGGUGUUGGUGUGAUAGAAAAAUCUGGAAAAUUAGAGACAAGCGGCGAACAGAAUGGCUAAGGUACACAUCACCAACGUCGUAGUUCUGGACAAUCCGAGCAGCUUCCUGAAUCCAUUUCAAUUUGAGCUCACAUUCGAGUGUAUCGAGGAGCUGAAGGAAGAUCUGGAGUGGAAGAUGAUCUAUGUCGGAUCGGCUGAAUCGGAAGAGUUCGACCAGGUGCUGGACACUAUCUACGUUGGGCCGGUACCAGAGGGACGGCACAUUUUCGUCUUCCAAGCCGAUCCUCCAAACGUGGCGCGAAUUCCGGAACAAGACGCGGUCGGAGUGACGGUCGUCUUACUCACGUGCUCCUACCGAGGUCAGGAAUUCGUUCGCGUCGGAUAUUUUAUCAACAACGAGUACAACGAUCCAGAGCUGCGAGAGAAUCCACCUGCAAAGCCACUUUUCCAGCAGAUGACCCGCAACAUCCUUGCUUCCAAACCGCGUGUGACACGAUUCAAAAUUAACUGGGACGAUACACCGGCGAACGGAACCAAUGGUACCAACGGAAUUGAGGAGGGUGGUGGUUUGGCAAUCGAAGGAGAACGGUGUGACGAUAUGCAGAUGGAACCUGGCUCGAGCGGUGUCGGGAUGAUGUCGGAAGUCACGCAAGACGAGAACAGUAUGGCUCUGCCCAGAGAAUUCAACGAAAACUCCAACUCGCUGGCGAUGGAAUGCUGAGAUAGUGGUUUCGUGAUGUCUCUGCUGUAGACUAGUUUUGUUUUUCUUUUCGUGUGCUUCGUCAAGCGUCUACGUUUUUCUUUUACUCGUUUGAAGAUAAUAGUCUUUUGCUGUGUACAAGAGUGAAUCGACAACGGGUCAAAUAGUUUUCAGAGUAGUUUUGAUCGCUGUUGUUGAUUCACUGCUGCAUUAUAAUUAAACUGAUGUGUAAAUAAUAAUUAAAUAAUAUCAUACAAAUUUAGUAAUAAAAUAUAACUGUACCGGUAUUUUUGUGAUUCAAGUA
This is a messenger RNA of Wyeomyia smithii (pitcher-plant mosquito), 1205 nucleotides long. RefSeq names its product histone chaperone asf1 (gene asf1). Gene Ontology annotation, molecular function: ribonucleoside triphosphate phosphatase activity; histone binding. Gene Ontology annotation, biological process: DNA replication-dependent chromatin assembly. Gene Ontology annotation, cellular component: nucleus. Lineage: Eukaryota; Metazoa; Arthropoda; Insecta; Diptera; Culicidae. Bases 254 to 922 code for a protein of 222 amino acids. The record is from RefSeq and is a predicted model, not a curated record. The transcript has 2 exons.